Messenger RNA from Gordionus sp. m RMFG-2023, 1983 nucleotides. RefSeq lists its product as uncharacterized. Bases 46 to 1983 code for a protein of 645 amino acids. NCBI's taxonomy places the organism in Eukaryota, Metazoa, Nematomorpha, Gordioida, Chordodea, Parachordodidae. The record is from RefSeq and is a predicted model, not a curated record. The transcript has 15 exons.
CCGCUAAAAUUUAAAAAAUAAGCCAAAAAACCUUUUUGCAUCAAUAUGAAUUUACAAGAUUAUUCCAGGAUACCAAAUAUUCAAUUUAAAAAAACCCAAAAAAACAAUGAUGUAAUUGUCUAUUUGGGCUAUGAAUAUUUAAUCAAGGGCAAUGGUCAAAAUUACAUUUACCUAAUAUGUAGAUGUAAAUGUGGGGGUCGAGCCAAGCUUUCACUAGUAGAUAUUGUUGUUACAAAACAACAUAUUGACACUUGUAAAUAUGCAACAGUAUCAAGGCUCCCUAAUUCUUUGCAAUCAAAUAAUAAUCCUAUCCCCCAAAUACCUCAAAUUAGGACAACAGGUGAUGCAACAGUAUCAAGGCUCCCUAUUCCUUUACAAUCAAAUGAUAAUCUUAUCCCCCAAAUACCUCAAAUUAGAGUCCUCGAAUUUCCUCAAAUUAGGGCAACAGGAGAUGCAACAGUAUCAAGGCUCCCUGUUCCUUUACAAUCAAAUAAUAAUCUUAUCCCCCAAAUACCUCAAAUUAGGACAACAGGAGAUGCUACAGUAACACAUUUACAAUUGCAUUCUUCUUCAAGCCCACCAUUAAAUUUAUUGCCUAAUGUAGAUGAUGAUUUUGAAAUAAUAGAUGCGGCAUAUGCUAUGCUUGACAUAAAUCAAAACAUUUAUGGUCAAUUUGUUAAUGGUCAAAAGGGAAAACCAUUCCUCUUUUAUCGAGAAUAUCUCUAUCGUUUUCACUAUGAAAGGGGGGAUGUAGUUCAGUACCGUUGCAGAAAACAAGGCUGUCCUGCAAAAUGUAAAUAUGACCAUAUUUACAUUUCAUCAGGUGUACAUGAACACCAACCUGAUGUCGGGUAUUUUGAGGUCCUCAAAACAAGAGAAGUUCUUGAAAGAACUAUUGCCCAAAAUCCUACCGAAACAAGGAUGAAUAUUUAUCAAAAAACUAUCGAUAUUAGAUGUUUAGAGACUACUCACAUCGAAAAUUAUCCAGAGGCAAUCCCUCCUUUUAUAUCAAUUAGGGGUCAUAUUGACAGACUUCUAAAGAAAUAUAGGCCUUCCAUGCCUCAUUCAAUUGAGGAUAUAAUAUUAACGCCUGUAUAUGCAACCUCUACCAGAUCUCAAAGAUUUCACAUCCCUACUGAAUCUAAUAGGAUAUUGGUCUUUGGGACUACGGAUAUGUUAAAAUUGUUGGGAGCUGCUACGACAAUAUAUAUGGACGGAACUUUCUACAUAGUCCCGAGAUUAUAUUGUCAGCUCUAUACCAUACACGUGAUGUAUGAAAACAUCAUGAUACCAGUUGUAUAUGCUCUCCUUCCAGAUAAAUCAAGGGAGACAUAUAUUCAACUUUUUCAUAUAGUCAAAAAUUUUUGUACCCGUGAAGGUAUUAAUUUCAAUCCUCCAAUUGGCCAAACAGAUUUUGAGGCGGCAGCUAUAUCUGCUCUUCGAUUUGUAUUCCCAAAUAUAGUGAUCAAAGGAUGUUUCUUCCAUUAUUCUCAAGCUUUAUGGCGGAAAUGUCAAGCUUUGGGUUUAGUUAGGGACUACCUGAACGACUCCCAUGUCCAUAUAGUUGUUAGGCGGAUGACAACUUUACCAUUUUGCAAGGAGGAGCAUUUGGCCGAGGUACUUUUAUCUUGCUACUCAAUGGCAACUAACAAUCCAUCCCUACUUCGUUUUAUGGAGUAUAUGGAUCAUACGUGGCUUGGUGAAACUGCCUUAUUUCCCCAAACUAUAUGGACAAGGUAUCAUGUAGAUGGGCCCCGCACAAAUAACCAUCUCGAGGGGUUCCAUCAUGCCCUAAAAAGAAAAACAAGCAGUGCACAUCCGAAUGUGUACGUCCUAAUAAAAAUAUUGAUCGAAAAUCAGAAUUCGAACGAUAUUAAAUUGAUACAAAUUCAUAAUGGAUCGAUUGUUCGGCGGGCAAAUCGCACUUAUGAAAGAUUGAAUCAUAAAAUAGACAAUUUAACGUCUAUAUAUACGUAUAUAUGA